Messenger RNA from Stylonychia lemnae, 3081 nucleotides. Lineage: Eukaryota; Ciliophora; Spirotrichea; Sporadotrichida; Oxytrichidae. The record is from the annotation of a GenBank genome assembly.
AUGACAUCAUAUGUUCUGUCCUAGAAUUUCAAAGAUUAGGAAUUAGCUCUUGAUUUCUGUGCCUUCUUGCUAAGAUAUCACAAAGAUAUUGACUACUCCGACUUCUCAGACGAUUAAUUUGUGGUUAACAAGAUUAGAAGGGCCGAAAUAUACAGAAGUUGGGCGGAUAUAGAGGAUCUGGCUAACGGUUACGAGACCAUAAACUCAAAUUUUGAAAAGCAUAGAACUGUCACUUCAAAUGCCUUCUAGGAGAUAGUUAAAUUGGUAGAGAAGGUCAAAGCAGAGUGUAUCCAAGUUGCUACUUCUGGUGUUCCUAUAGGAGCAGCCUCUUCCUAAAGUGAAGGGGAGUUUAGAAGAGACAUCGCUAAUCUUAAAAACUAGGUUGCUACAGUUUAGAAUCAGUUGACAUAGAAUUAGAAUGAUAAUACAAGAUUCCUCAACUUUCAGACUGGUAUUUAAAACGAUCUUAAUCGCAUUAAUGAGCAGCAGAUUUAAUUUGAUAACAAUCUGAAACUCUUAGCUGAAGGCACUCUGAGUUUGAGUGAAAAAGAGAAACAGUUUGCACUUAAGGUUGAGAUUAUGAGGAAAGACUUGUAAAAUAUGGCUAACUCAAUUGAGACGAGACUUGACACAAAACUUUCACAUGUUGAAUCUGGCCAGAAGGUUAAUGCUUCUACUAUUGAAAACUAAGUUGAAAGUGGAUUUAAGAGAUUUAAUGACUAGUUGGUAAUUCUGGAGAAGAGAAUGAACACGAUAAUGGACGAGAAAGUGUUCGAAUCAAAGAGGCAAAAUACUGAUCAGUUCCAGAAGAGUCUUGAUACACUCAAAUAUGACUAUGAGAGCUUGAUCAAUAGAUUGGGGUCCCAGAUUUAGGAGCUAGUUACUAGGGUGAAGACCGAAACUGAAGAUAUGAUGAAAACAUCUAAAAUCGGCAUGCAAGAAGAUGCCUUGAAAUUCAAGGAAGAAGUAAGGCAAAGGUUAGAUGACAGUGAGCUCAGGACUCAUAAAGAAUUCUCUAAACUCUUAGAUGAUACUACUUAGGCCAUAGAGGAUUCAAUAAACACGAAUUUAAUAGGCCAGAUGAAAGAACUAGAUAUCGGCUUAAAAGAUGUCACAAACCGAGCUAAUAAUCUUGAUCAGGCCGUGCAUUUGUAGACUGAAAAGGUAUAGAAAAUGGAAGAUUCACUAAACGACCAUAUUGAUUUAAUAGAGUCAUUAAACAGAAAGCUAGAUAAAUAAGCUCAAACCAUAGAGGACAACAAGGGUAUGAUCAUAGAAAAACUGGGCAUAUUUGAAGCUGGUGUCAUUAAUGAGUUGAAGGAAGCUACUUCUCACUUUAGUUUCAAAGCUUACGAAGAAAGUUUCAGAAAGAUUGAAACAGAUAUGGACACCUUCUAUAAAGAGCUUCUGAAAAUGAGAGAAGAUUUUGAUGUCAAGAAUAAAGAUUUGCUUGAUUGGAAGCAGAAGUUAGGCUAAGAUUUACUUGGAUUUUACAAGAAAUAUGAUGGCCAGUUUGCUGAAGGCACUCAUCUUGGUAAGAUGGAGAGAGAUUCUUUAAGUGUUACUAUCAACGAGAUCACUGAUAAUCUUGCUAAAAAUCGAUAGUCCAUUCAAUUGCUAGCAAAGGAGAUAGCAGCGAUAUAAGCUGGAGUACAAUAAGUCAAAGACGCCUAAGAGGAUACCUAUUAGGAGCAGAGCAAGACUAAUGCAUCUUACAAUAAGCAACUGCAAGAUAUUUAUGUGUAAAUGCGUAAGCUCUCAGCAGAUGUCUUUGAUCAAAUUAAAAACAUGAAGGGAACAGGCGAUAUAACUUAUGCCUUGGAACGAGAAAGAGAAAAUAUAAGAUAGUAAAUUUAAAAAGCAAAAGAAGAAAUGGAGGAUAAACUUUAAGAUGUUCUUGGUCAAAUUAGAGCUUAACUGGCAAAUGAGCAAAAUAACAUGAAGAAUUUCCAGACAGCCACAAAUGAUGCUCUUAACAAGUUGAAGCAAUAACUUGAGUAAAAGCUAUUGAACGGUGUGGGUUCAGGAGCGAUGGAAUAAAAAUUGAAUACGCUUCAGCAGGAUCUUAAGAAUUUAACACAAGUCGUGUAGAAAUUCAUAGAUGAACAUCUGGUGGACAAAGUGACUUUAAUUAGAAGCAAAAACAAAAGCUUUGAGAGUAAAAUAGAUGCACUAGAAUGGCUCUCAAGAUAUGCUAAUUUCUACUCACCUGAAAAUGUUUAUGUACUGCUCACUACCUUCAAGGAUAUUUACACUGGCCAGGAUGUUGCCUAUAGAAAUGCCUACAUUCAGAACUAGCAUGGAUCUGAUGCUGUGUUUAUCAUCAUCUCAAAUAUCAAGAAUGAGAUGGCUAAAAUGAGUGGACAAGUCAGCUAAUCAUAGUCAUUCAGUAAAAAUCUGACUGGCACGCAAGCAAUUGUUAUGCAGUCAAAUGAGACUAAGAUAGCAUUCCUUUUGAAUAUUUUAGAGCCUCUUAUAGUUAAUGACAUGAAUAACGAGUUUGCAGUUUAGAACGGAGUUCUGGAGAUGCUUGUACAACUUUUAAAGACAUAGGACACAAAACAAUCGAUUCAUUAAAGUUCAUAACUUAGACCCUACAUCAAAUUUGCACUCAGAUGCUUAACCUCUGCGAUAAGAACCGAGCCUGCAGUAAAUAGAUUUUACCAAAUAGAGGGCGGUGUUUCAAAGGUAUUGGAGAUUCUGGAGUAUGUCGAUGAUUAGGAGUUGAUUGCCAAUUCUUGUAAAAUUGUGAGAAUAUGCCUAAGAGAUGAUAUUGUUUAUGAUAAGAUGGCACUUUAGUACCCAGGAAUUGCUAAUCUUAUUGUUGAGAAAAUGCUGAAAUGGGGUAACAGUCUCCCAAUCAUCUAAGAGUCAUCAAGUGCAAUCAGGAAUUAUGUGCGUAAGUAUGAAUACGCCAGAGGCAUGAGACCUGAAUGUGUAGAUGUGCUAGUUGAUUUAGCCAGAGACGGAAGAUAUGACAAGAUAAAGCCUGUGAUUGGCUAAGCUCUUAAGAUGAUGUCCAAAUUGCCUGAAUUUGAACAGAGAAUUAGGUCUAAAGGAGCUCAAGACUUAAUAUAAUGA